AUGUCAGGUUUCAAACAACUAGGAUUACCCAACUGGCUAGUAGACUCGCUGCAAGCCAUGAAGAUCUUCACGCCAACAGAGAUCCAAAAAAACUGUAUACCUCCAAUCCUAUUGAAAGGAAUGAACUGCAUUGGUGGUGCAAGGACCGGUUCUGGUAAGACUAUUGCCUUUGCUGCACCAAUGUUGGCUCAAUGGUCUAAGGACCCCAUUGGUCUCUAUGGAAUGGUCUUGACUCCCACAAGAGAACUGGCACAACAAAUCGCAGAACAGUUCAAUGCGUUGGGUGCAAACAUGAACAUCAGAGUAUCCCUGAUUGUCGGUGGGGAAGACUACAUCAAACAAACCAUUGAACUCUCCUCCAUGCCACACUUCAUUAUUGCUACCCCAGGUAGACUGGCACACCAUCUAAUGAAUGAUAACAAUAACAACAACAACGGUAGCAGUAGUAAUAGUAAUAGUAGUAGUAGUAAUAAUAAUAAUAAUAAUAAUAGUAGUAGUAGUAGUAGCACAGAUAAUCAAAGUAAUAAACUUGCGCAAUCUCUGAAAAGAUUGAAGUUUUUGGUCCUAGACGAAGCCGAUUUCUUACUUACUGAAACCUUUGCUGACGACCUGAAAACAAUCAUCUCGAAUUUGCCACAGAAGGAAAAUAGACAAACUUUACUUUUCACCGCUACCAUAACAGAUCAAGUUAAGUCUUUGAUUGGAAACAACAAUGAUCAAAAAAAUAAUUUCUUCCUCUACGAAAUGGAGAAUAGCGACUCGUCCUCGGUUUCCAGUGACUUGGUGGAUCAAAAUAAUACAAUCAAAGUUAUACCCUCCACCCUAUCAUUAUACUAUGUGAUGAUCCCAGAACAUGUUAAAGAAGCAUACCUUUACCAUAUAAUAACAUCUCCAAGAUACAAGGAAUCCACAACUAUAAUAUUUUCAAAUAGAACCCACGUGGUAGAGCUUUUAAGACGGAUCCUAUACAAACUGGAUGUCCGUGUCACCUCUUUACAUUCUCAGAUGCCACAACAGGAAAGAACCAACUCUUUGCAUAGGUUCCGUGCCAAUGUGGCCAGAGUGCUUGUGGCUACUGACGUGGCUUCAAGAGGUCUUGAUAUCCCUCAGGUGGAAUUGGUCAUCAAUUAUGAUAUCCCCAUGGACCCUGACGUUUUUAUUCAUAGAUCCGGUAGAACUGCACGUGCCGGGAAACAUGGUGAUGCAUUGUCGUUCAUAACACCAAAGGACGUUAACAGAAUUUUGGCUAUCGAAAACAGAAUUAAUGAAAAGAUGAAGGAAUAUGACGAAGUAUUUGAUACGGCAGUGAUCAAGAAAUCGUUGAAUAAAGUCACAAGAGCUAAAAGAGAAUCACUGAUGUUAAUGGAAAAGGAAGGUUUUGGUGAAAGAAGAUCAAAACAAAGAGAAAGAGCUAAAAGAAGACGUUGA
Arxiozyma heterogenica is the source of this 1428-nucleotide messenger RNA. It is a transcript of the gene DBP8, whose product is annotated as ATP-dependent RNA helicase DBP8. Bases 1 to 1428 code for a protein of 475 amino acids. Lineage: Eukaryota; Fungi; Ascomycota; Saccharomycetes; Saccharomycetales; Saccharomycetaceae. The transcript has a single exon. Gene Ontology annotation, molecular function: nucleic acid binding; RNA helicase activity; ATP binding. The record is from RefSeq and is a predicted model, not a curated record.